AUGGCCCACAAAGCGCGACGAGCUGGCAAGCGCGAGCGAAAGAAAACAUUCACUGUUCUCAUUGCAAAGAUCGCCACCGAUCACCACGCCUUGUCUCUGCUUGCCCGCUCUGGCGAUCCUCGUCCCCGCCUGGAGUUUGAGGCCAUUCUCUACGCUCUCCUCGACUCUACCGGCCGACCUUCCCCUGCGGGCGACCUCUUCUCUGGCUUCAUCCAAUGGUGCGACAGUGCCACUCAACUUCCCGAUGUGCUAUUGCAGGCACUUGUUGACCGAAAGCGGAGUGUGGAGAUACAGUACCGUAUUCGGAUGGAGUUUGUCGCGAGCAUGGGAUUGAAGCGUAUGAAGGAGGCAGCUAAAGCGCAGUGGCUUUCCGAGAAUGCCCAUGUCGUCGUCUUGGAUCGCCUUCGCGAGGCGUACCCCGAGUAUCACCAGUGGAUUGCUGAGACACCCGAGAUAGAGCAACAAUGGGGGCAUCGUAUUCGGAAGGGCAAGAAAGCUGACAAGCGGCACAAGCGGCACCCGCUUGUCCUUGAGGACCCCUCGCGACUUCGGUAUGUCGUAAAGGAGGACGAGAGCGUUGUCUUCCGGGACAAGGAAACGGGGGAUAUCAUCAUGAUGGUAAUCCGCGACUUUUGCAAGGACCCUCGGGCCCUCAAGUUCGUGGAUUGCAAUGCUGCAGAGUCGGUUGACCUGAGGAAGUCAGUGAGGUUGGAGGAUCCGGGGAAGCUUGUUCUCCUCGGUUAUACAGCUGGUUCCCGGAGCCACCCUCUGUUCGACUGGGCCCGAAACCUGCGCUCGAAGAAGCACACCCCUGAAUUCCUGAAGGAUCUCGACUUCCGACUCUCGUCCGCGUUCGCCUUGUUCUGGAACCUACUCCAGGUGCGCGUACCGAAAGAGGUGCUUGCACCCUUCGAGUCGUACCUUGCCGACAAUUCGAUGUGCCGGAUGGAUGGGAAUUCGGGCAAGAGUACGGAUUCACGUGGGAUCUACAUGGUGGAUUUGGGCGAUAAAUACAUUGAGUUCAACGAUGCUGAGCUCGCACCGCCAUCAGGUGUCGCAGGCUGCAACUAUGCUCGGGCGAUUCACAGGGAGAAACAGGCCCAGAAGUGGGCCUUCUCGUGGACUACCUCUCGUCGGAAGGGCAUGACAGGUGGUAGCUUCUAUGAGGCUGUUUAUGGCAUCAAGGUGCUUCAAGCCCCUAACACGAUGGUCGCCUGGAUGCCCGAGCAUGACCAUGGCACAAGUUUGCUCGAUUGGAGUCCAAACCGCAAGGACGAUAUCCCACCAUUCGCCCAGACUGGUAUCGCCCUUGUGACCAGCACUCGCCUCGCUAGCGCCUGGGAAAAGUACCGGAAUACCCAGGACUUUGCACAGGCUGAGAAGGAGUGGCCCGCCUCGUCGUACCACCCCAGCGCCUCCGCCGCGUCCACGGAGAAGCAGCAGUCGACCUCGAGCACGCCCGCGCAGAGCCUCGCGCCCUGGCACUGCACCUUGAGUCGCGCCGCCAUUUUGCAUGUCGCCAGGGCCACGGGAGGUCGGCAGAUUGUCACUAGAGCCAGAAGGGAGCCCUCAGUCGAGGGGUGA
Molecule: messenger RNA, 1584 nt
Organism: Rhodofomes roseus
Lineage: Eukaryota; Fungi; Basidiomycota; Agaricomycetes; Polyporales; Fomitopsidaceae
Exons: 4
Coding region: 1-1584 (527 amino acids)
Source: RefSeq, a predicted model, not a curated record